AUGACUUGCAGCAUUUGUCAUGGUAAAAACCAUAUUAAAAGAGGCUGUCCUUUGAAGGUAUGAUCUUUUAAAGUAAACUCUGCUUUUUAUACUCUUUGUAGUAAUGGUUUUGAUUUGACACUACUGUUUUUGGUAGGAUUCUGGUAGAACAAGCUAUGGUAAUGGACCAGAUAUUGCUGCAGCAUCUCAGCCAAGCUUUGCUGAAUCAAGUGUUGCACCUGCAGGAGCUAGGGGAAGGCCAAGAAAAACAACUCCAACUUCUGAAGCACCAGCAAAAGCCAGGGGAAGGCCAAGGAAAAAUCCAUUAACUUCUGAUGCACCAGCAAGAGCAAGUGCAAGGCCAAUGAGUACUUCUGAAGCACCACUAACAGCAAGUGCAAGGCCAGGGAGUACUUCUGAAGCACCACCAACAGCAAGUGCAAGGCCCAGAAGUACUUCUCAAGCACCAACAAGAGGUAUGGGAACAAGGAGGACAACCAUUACUGCUAAAUGGUUUGAAAAUGCAACAAGUUAUGCUGCACCUGUUGCAGCCAAUGCACCUGUCCAAUCUAUUGCUUCUCAGUCUAAUGUGAGUAGGGGAAGAUCAAGAAAAACCUCUCAAGCUUCUAGUGCUGCACCUGUUGCAGCCAAUGCACCUGAUCAACCUGCUGCUUCUCAGUCUAAUGUGAGUAGGGGAAGACCAAGAAAAACCUCUCAAGCUUCUAGUGUUGCACCUGUUGCAGCCAAUGCACCUGAUCAACCUGCUGCUUCUCAGUCUAAUGUGAGGAGGGGAAGACCAAGAAAAACCUCUCAAGCUUCUAGUGUAACAACUGUUGAUAAUGAAAGAAGAAGAACUACCCCUUACAAAAGGCCUAGGACUGUUGGAAUGGGUAUAUUUGUCGCAGAAAAUAGAUUUACAACAUACAAUCAUGGCUUGCCAAGUAGUAGGAUAAUUGAUGCUGCUCCAAGAAAGCAUAUAAGGUCAGCUGUGUUACUGGGGACCUUGGUCACAAAGCAAGGACUGGAGUGAGGUGGAAGGGCAAAGCAGCAAUGACAUCAAGCCAGCUUGAAGAGAUGAGGGUAAAGAAAAGGAAAAAAGUGACAGCAACCCAGAACUCGCAGACAAAUGAUCCAUGGAAGUAGUGUUAAUAUGUUGGUAGUUGGCAGAACAAGUUAAUGUAGUUGGCAGUUUUUGCAGUUCAUAAACAAACUAAAGUAACUGUGGUUUAGAUGCUUGUUUUGUGACAUUAUGCUACUGCACUUGAAUGUUGCAUCAUCAUGAAUGUGAUGCACUACUUUUGUACAAACUUAUAUUGGUGCAA
Molecule: messenger RNA, 1301 nt
Organism: Lycium barbarum (goji berry)
Lineage: Eukaryota; Viridiplantae; Streptophyta; Magnoliopsida; Solanales; Solanaceae
Exons: 2
Coding region: 344-1009 (221 amino acids)
Source: RefSeq, a predicted model, not a curated record